ACAUCUGCCGGCGGGAUGCCCAGCACGUUGCAGAUGGUCUGAGUCAAUUGCGGGUGGGAAGUGCCCCCGAUAACAACGAUGUUCCGGACCAUAUUGGACUGUUCUUCAGACUUGAAAGGCUGUGGGAAGCUGGGAGGAUAGAGAGUCACAGGAGAGGAUGACCGAUUCGGAAGCGGGGACAAAGGAGGAAAAUCUGGUAAAACGGCGGAUCUGGAGGGGCGGGAGGAAUGGUGAGAUUAGCACGAUAAAAGACGAGCUUGGAGAUAGCAAAAGAAGAAUAAGUAAUCUCGUGGCGAGGACAGACAGGCAACUACCUCAUGGCGGGGAUUCAGGAACGGGGUCCAAGCGAAUGUAUGGGGAAGACAUUGAAACGGAGAGAUCGAAGUCGUGUGAGUCCGCCAUAGAGACGACCGAAAAAAAAAAUGCCUCUCCCGCGAGUGGAACCGGCGUUGCUGCAGCCUCGGGUGUCUGCCGUUAUGAGCCUCAGGCUGCAACUUGCCCUAUCGGGCUAGGAAUGUCUGGUCGCCAUCGACGCAUUCAACGGCCCCGCAGCCACACUAAAAAUGACCCGGACUUGUUCUCCAGCCUUGUCCUUCCUGGAACCUGGGGAUGCUCAAGUAAUAGUCGAUCGAGGGAAUGAAGGGGGUGAUGCACACCACCAUUCAAGCAGUCAACAUUUGGUAGGUCGAGAAACAACGCAGUCGUUAUUUUCCCUGUUUGCAAGAAAAUUGAAAGAUAGCAAAAAAAAGAAAAAAGAAUUCAACUUUAGCCUUGUCCGUUACAGAUGGCAGCUGGCGCAUUACACCAAGA
Aspergillus costaricaensis CBS 115574 is the source of this 810-nucleotide messenger RNA. RefSeq lists its product as uncharacterized. The record is from RefSeq and is a predicted model, not a curated record. NCBI's taxonomy places the organism in Eukaryota, Fungi, Ascomycota, Eurotiomycetes, Eurotiales, Aspergillaceae. The transcript has a single exon. Bases 158 to 640 code for a protein of 160 amino acids.